UGGAUGAAAUUAUUACUAUUAUUCAUAUAAAAAUUGAAUAAUUGGAGAACAACAACCCGCAAAAACGCUAUUAAUCUGUAUCAGUAUCAAUAUAACAGGUUACACAUAGCCUAAUAUUCACGUAAUGGUUAUUCAUGGACAGGUUAUUCAAGAUUAAACUGUUUUUGUUGCUGCUGAAUAUGACAAUUAAGCGUCUCGGGCGACAUAACGUGUUUCUGUCGGCGCAAAUAUUGAAUUUAGUCCUUCAAAACGCAAAUACAAUUCGUUUAAAAUGUCUGCUAAACGUCUGUGGCAGAAGACAGCGAGUAAAAACAGGUGUAUAUAUUUAAAGCCCCGUGGAAAACAUCGCGCAGGGCACGGCUCGCGCUCAACCCAACAGCUGAUGUAUUUUUUACAUUUUCAUUAGCUGGGAAAGAUACAUUUUCCAUCAAUAAUAGAUUCAUAUGGUGGUCAGAGGAGGAGAGGACAUGGGGAGGGGUUCAAUCCUUUUGGUUGGAGAUAAGAGAGGAGGAGUGGCCGAUAGAGAGAAUCACUAAUGAGCGCGACUCACCUCAUCAAAGACGCGCGUGUUCGGACUCUGUCUAGCGCUGCUGUCGCGCGCAGUGUCAUGAUACUAUGGGUUGCGUGCUGAACUCUACGGGACCAGAGCUGCUAUUACAACUGGAGGCUUUGAGAUCCACCGCUCAACAACUAGCCCAACUUUAUCAACUCUCGGGAAAGAAAAAGAUCUAUUAUAAAGCUAUUAGAGAUAUUGAAAUAGGGGAGGAGUUACUGGUUUACAUGAAGGACGGAGUUUUCCCCGAGGGCUCAAUGGCACCGAACCUGGAAGAUGAGCAGAUGUACCGCUGUGAACACUGUGAUGAACUCUUUACAUCAAAGCUGGAGUUACGGCGGCAUCAGAAAUACUCCUGCAGUAGCAGCAACUCUAUCUUUGACUCGCUAAGCGAAGACUUCAAACAGGAGCGUGAAGACAGCGAUGAGCCAGUGCACGAGUGCAAAGACUGUGAAAAGAUCUUCCCUAGCGAGUACAGUCUCGGGCAGCAUAUGAUCGUGCACACAGAAGAGAGAGAGUAUAAGUGUGACCAGUGCCCUAAAGCUUUCAACUGGAAAUCCAACCUCAUUCGCCAUCAGAUGUCACAUGACAGUGGCAAGCGCUUUGAGUGUGAAAACUGUGAUAAGAUGGAUGUCACACCACAGGACGUCAACUUUCCAAAAGUGUUCACAGACCCCAGCAACCUCCAGCGCCACAUCCGCUCUCAGCACGUCGGUGCCCGAGCCCACACCUGCCCUGAGUGUGGCAAGACCUUUGCCACCUCCUCGGGCCUCAAGCAGCACAAGCACAUACACAGCAGUGUCAAGCCUUUCAUCUGUAAGUCUGAGCAGUCUUGUCUAAGCCUCAGAUACAAUUACCAGUGUCCAAAGACCUCCCGGCUAGCUCCACCCCAAGAUUGUGACAGCUGUUGUUUUAUAGGUGAGGUGUGUCACAAAUCGUAUACCCAGUUCUCUAACCUGUGUCGUCACAAGCGGAUGCAUGCAGACUGCCGCACCCAGAUCAAGUGUAAAGACUGUGGGCAAAUGUUCAGCACUACCUCCUCCCUCAACAAGCACCGGCGCUUUUGCGAGGGCAAGAACCAUUAUAAUCCCGGAGGCAUGUUCACACCGGGCAUACCAAUGACAUCCAGUCCCAUUUUAGGCAAAUCCAAGUCUCAUCCUGGCUUGAAUCAUGGUGGACUUGGCUUCGGUGAUUACUUCUCAUCCAGGGCACAUCAUGCAGGUUUGCCCUUUUCCCCAGCACCCCCUGCAUUCCCAGCCAUUUCCCAUGGCUUCCCAGGGAUCUUUCCCCCAUCACUAUAUCCUAGACCGCCAUUGUUACCUCCUAGUUCACUGCUUAAGAGCCCACUUAGCAACAGUCAAGAUGGGAAGCUGCCUCCUCUUGAUGCUCCUACUCUUUCCGUGGUCUCAUCCAUGCACAACAGCAAUGGCAAUGUAGGAAGUGGUCUCAGCAGCCAGUCAGAGGAGAACCGAGAGUCCAAAUUGGACUUAUCAUUCUCAGACAACAAGAAUAAAGUGAAGAUGAACGACAUGUCUGAUGGUAGUGACUUGGAAGAUGUUAACACAUCUAGUGGCACAGAUCUAGACACCACCACUGGCACUGUGUCUGGCUCCGACUUAGAAAGCGAGGCAGAGAGCGAACGGGAGAAGAGCAGGAGGAAACCGGUGCAGGAGAGCAAGCAGGACGAAGUGAGCAGCAGUUCAGUAUCUGUCUCCAGUUCAGGGAACCUCCCUUGUGAGCGCCCUUUCCUCUCCUCCCAGCAUUCCUUUUUCCCACCACCAGAAGAGCAAGCACUUCCACCCUCCGGGGCCACCACUGACUCCAUUAAAGCCAUUGCCUCCAUUGCAGAAAAGUACUUUGGCCCGGGAUUCAUGGGCUUGCAGGAGAAGAAGAUGGGCUCCUUAAACUACCAUUCCAUGUUUCCUUUCCAGUUUCUGCCCAACUUCCCACAUUCCUUGUACCCAUUCACAGACAGAGCACUCAAUCCUGGCAUGUUCUUCAAACCUGAGCCUAAAUCCCCUCGUGAGCACAUACAGAAAUUACCUACAGCCACUGGUGCGGAUUCACCCUUUGACCUAACCACCAAACCCAAGGAGGUCAAACCUCUCCCUCCACCCCCCAGCAAGCCAGCCUUGCCAUCCAACGCCCUCCUGGCCCCUGGUGAGGAACAGCCUCUGGACCUUAGCAUAGGCAGUCGAAGCCGAGCCAACCAGAACGGCGGCACACAUGAACAGCGCAAGAAUCACGUCUAUGGCGCAAACUGCAAAGCAGCUAAAGAUGAACACCCAGCACUAACUCAGUCCCAGAACUUGCACCAGCCCCAGAUGCCUCAGCCGCAAGUAUCCCUUCCCCAGCCACCUCCUCCCCAGCAGCAGCCGUCGCUCCACUACGCCAAGCCUUCGCCAUUCUUCAUGGACCCCAUCUACAGCAGGGUGGAGAAGAGGAAGCUAUUAGACCCAGUAGGAGCUCUAAAGGAGAAGUACCUGAGGCCGGCACCACUACUUUUCCAUCCUCAGGUGUCUGCGAUGGAAAACAUGACUGAGAAGUUGGAAAGCUUUAGCGCUCUGAAACUGGAUGCUCCCAAUUCCCUCCAGCACCCCUCGCACCAUCUUUUUAACUUCCGCUCCCCGCCUCCCUCUCUCUCCGAUGCUAUCUUACGCAAAGGCAAGGAGCGAUACACCUGCAGGUACUGUGGGAAAAUCUUUCCCAGGUCAGCUAAUCUUACAAGGCACUUACGAACACACACAGGAGAACAACCCUACAGAUGUAAAUACUGUGACCGUUCAUUCAGCAUCUCCUCCAACCUCCAGCGACACGUUCGUAACAUUCACAACAAGGAAAAGCCUUUCAAGUGCCACCUUUGUAAUCGCUGCUUCGGUCAACAGACCAAUCUGGACCGCCACUUAAAGAAACAUGAACAUGAGAAUAUUCCAGUGAGUCAGCAGUCUGGGAUCCUCUCAAAUUUAGGAACAAAUAUUUCCUCACCGAACUCUGAGUCUGACAAUCAUGCACUUUUGGAUGAGAAGGAGGACUCGUAUUUCUCAGAGAUUAGGAACUUCAUCUCCAAUAGUGAGCUGAACCAGGCCUGUAGCUCCUCAGAGAAAAGGUCAGAGCUGACAGAAGAAGAGCAUCCUCAGAGUCACACUCACGCUGCCUCCAAACUGGAGGAGGAGGAAGAGGAGAUGGAGGGAGAUGAUGAAGAUGAGGAGGGCUCGUUGACAGAAAAGUCACAGGACGAGACGGCCUCUCCCGCCACUAUGGUGCAGGGCACUUACGACGAGGAUGAGGAACCGACCCCUCUCCCUAUGUCUUACGAACAUACGCGCAGGCUUAUGCAAUGAUGCUCUCUCUGUCUGAGAACGCCAAUCUGCAUUCAUCCUCCCAGAACUCCUUGGAUGCCUGGCUCAACAUGGGAGGAGGGCCGUCGGAAACGAGCUCCUUUCACCCCCUCAACAACAUCUGAGAACAAGAACAAGACAAAAGAGAGAUCAGAAGAGAUGGAGGGAGAAAGGAGGAGAUGGGAGAAGAGACCAACACGAAGACCAGCAAUGCCACAGUAGACGAACCACCACUAUGCGCAUAAGACGGAGAACGUACUGUUGAGCGAAACAGACACAGGAACCAAUCGUAGAUGGGGGAGUUUUAUUACCCAGCAUAAAAGCAAGAAUGAAAUCAUCGAAUCCCAGCCAUAGCGUUUUUCCUGUCUGCAACUAGCCACUAUAGUGAUGUUCUCUCCUCAGCAGCUGAAUCAAGAGGGGACGAUGCAUUUGAAUGACUCUGAAAUCACCUCUCCACCUCAUUUUCAAUUAUAUGCAUUUCACAGAGACUGCUCUCAAGGGUUUUUUUUACCAUGUUCUCGGAGAAGCCCAAGGCCGGAUUGAGUGGACAGGGUAGUUGAUGUGUUUCUUCAACUGGAGAUUUUAACCGUUUCUAUACAGCAUUCCAUUCUCAAGUUGAUUUUCUACAGCACUGUACCAAGGUUUCCUUUAUAUUAACUCGCAACCGAAGUCUUACAGUAGAUCAUUAAUGUAGACACCGACAUUGAUUUCCAAUGGCAAUAGAAGCACUUAAGUCUAGCCCGCAACUAGCAUGCUAACUUUCCCCCAAGGCUGACCGCGGUUUGCAAGCCACUGGCUCAAAAAGUCUAUGCUGGAAGUCACUGGGAAACCUUUGUGAUUUUUGUUCGGCUGCUCAACAGUCAGAUAAAAGCAGACGAACCUUCAUACGAUAUAUCACGCAGCACGGUUGUUCGUGUGUAUAGCAUCAUCGUCAUUGUAAUUAUUGUUGUUAUGGUAAGUAUUUUAGCUGUAUACAGGCCUUUAGUCCCAACUGAAAAAUUGUUUUUAAGAGUUAAAUUAUUCUCCAGUGGGGCAAUUGGAAAAUCUUUUCUCCUUCUUCUUGAAUUCAGUAAUAUUAUGAUUUUUUUUUUUUUCUAUGUGAUUUGUUCCUCGGUAAACAGUAUUGUUUCUUUUUGAGCACAUCUGUGCUUUAAUGUUAAUAUAAUUCUUUAGUGAAGGACCAAAUUUGUACAAUAUUGUUGUAUGAUGUACAAACUAAGUUAACAGUUGGUAGCAGAGAGUGUUGUGUGCCAAAUAACCCCCUUUUCUUUGACAAUCAUUUCUUUUCCAAGUGGUCGCCUCCACUGUUAGUAGUUUUUUUUCCCUCUGUUGUUGCUACUUACAUUGAUGAGUGUUUGUCUUUUAUUUAUUUUUUUUUGUUUUGUUUGAUUUUUCUUUUUGAUUAAUGAAAAAAUGAAGAAAAAAAUGUUUUACCCACUCUUUUGAAGGAAUGAAAUUACUGAAAUAUCAUGGAAAUUCAGAAUUGUUCAAGCUCUUUGUAGAAAAGAAAGUUGCCAAAAUCUGAAUUACAAAAGACUGUGUUUCCUUUAUGAGCACAUAAUCAUGAAGUCUUGUUUAUGAUGCAUCUGUUCAACCAUUUAGAAAUGUAGGCACUGCGUGAUUAAAAAAAGAAAAAAAAUGUAAUUAAAAUAUCAGGUAACUCAAAUACAGGGGCAUUAUAUUUUGACAUUCUUACACAUUUUAUCACUCAUGGUCAAACAUCUUCAUAAAAAAAAAAAAAAAAAAAAAAAAUUGGGUCGACAGUGUAUCUCUGGGUUCAAAGUGCAUGUUUCCUAUGUCCCAUUUGUUUGUCAGCUGGUCCUAAAUAUCAUAUCAAAUUCUACAUAAUUCUUAAUAUUGUUUGUAUCUCAAAAGAGACACCGUAAUGGAGAGGGCAACAAUGGGAUUGUGAUCAAAUGGUGAGCAGCAACAUUAAAUGUUCACAAGAGCGUAGAGGGUUCUGAGAGAUCCAUGAAUACACAUGAGUCCUUAUCCCAACUUCUCUGAACUGUGAAGCCAGCGAAUGAAUCGUAAACAGCUGAAUGCAUAUCAUGAAUGUGUAGAGUAGAUUUAAUAUGUAGGUUAAGAGUCAAACUUCCUCAUAAAGUUACCUUCUCUUGAUUGAAUGUCUUUUUGGACAGGAUUUCAUACCUUUAUUUCCUCUCGACUCGACGUUCUCUGGAAUCAGCACUUAAACCGAGCGCACCCCUGUCUGCCUAACACAUACCCACGUCUGCCUAGUUCAUACUUUCCUAUACAUCUGAGCUCUUAUCUUAGUACUGAUUUUAAUGAAUUUUUUAAGCAAGGCUGGUUUUAACAAGCACUUUAACUCAUGGGUCAAACAGGCAUUUUUGUUAGAUGCUUUUGAAUAAAACAGCAAGGAAUAUCCAAGCAUUGCCAGAAGAGCUUGUCAGUUUUGAAAAUUAGGAAUGUUCAGGUGUCACUGCGAACACAGACCAAACAAGAUGGAUUUGACUGGCCUAUCACAGGGAAUCUGCUUGAUAAUGUGCUGUUUAAAAACUUGCAGCAGUGUUGUAUUUGAACAUACUACCAGGUGGCACUCUUACCCUGUUUCAUACUGUAUCUCCUCACUAUAUAAUUUACUCAAAUCCUUGAGUAAAAAGCCUGUGGGAUGCAUAGGAUUUCUAGGGAUGUAAUGGAAUUAUGAGUAUGAAGUCAUGUCACAUACUACUGUACUUAGCAAGCGCUGUAGGUGAAGAGAUUGACCCACACUGUUAAAAUCAUCAUGGAAAAUGGUCAAAAAAUGAACAAUGCAGAUCUCCUUGGCCCACUGUUACAUUGCAAACAAACGUAUCAUUUCAAAAACCAUAGAUAACGUGGUUUCUCUAAAAAGAAAAAAAAAAAAAGAAAGAAAAAAGUGUAUAGUAUUUCAAAAAAAUGACAUUGAGAUGUCCGAAAGUUCAUUUUAAACAUGGGUUUGAAAAUAGAUGGUGCUUGUUUCAUUUGGAUAUGAGUUGUAUAUUGCUUCUGUUAUGUUUAUUAAAGAUAUUGUGCAUGACUUGUGUUUUAGAGGUCAUAAUGGUGUCCAUUUGUGAAAUGUGUAUCUUAAAUUAAAAAGAAAAAAAAAAAAUAAUGAAUUUGUAGAUGCACUUAUUGUACAUGUGGUUAGGUUAGUAGGUUUGACUUUAAGUCCUGUUUACUGCCUUAAAUACUAUGGGCAGAUGGUUAUUGAACUGAACAAUAUGCUUGUGGGAGAGAAAUAAUGACAAAAUUUAAGGAUUGUAGAAUAAUACUGAAAAUUCUGAAGUUCUUUUUUUGAUGCUUGUGAUUACUGAAGAUGUACUUUAGAGCAAUUUCAUGGAAAAGACAUGAUUCUGAUGUUAAUUCUGUAGAAUAGAUAUGUAUACCAAAUGUAAUCUUUCCAAUGCUAUGAAGAAUUUAUACAUGAAAUUGAUAUGCAAUAAAAACCUGUGUGCUUUUUA
Molecule: messenger RNA, 7334 nt
Organism: Megalobrama amblycephala (Wuchang bream)
Lineage: Eukaryota; Metazoa; Chordata; Actinopteri; Cypriniformes; Xenocyprididae
Gene: prdm16
Product: PR domain containing 16
Exons: 14
Coding region: 616-3894 (1092 amino acids)
Biological process (GO): regulation of transcription by RNA polymerase II
Cellular component (GO): nucleus
Molecular function (GO): RNA polymerase II cis-regulatory region sequence-specific DNA binding; protein binding; DNA-binding transcription activator activity, RNA polymerase II-specific
Source: RefSeq, a predicted model, not a curated record